This is a messenger RNA of Echinostoma caproni, 258 nucleotides long. The record is from the annotation of a GenBank genome assembly. Lineage: Eukaryota; Metazoa; Platyhelminthes; Trematoda; Plagiorchiida; Echinostomatidae.
AUGUCGUGUAAACUUAAAGUUACACAACAUGAUGAUGACUCCAAUGAUGAUGAUGAUGACUCCAAUGAUGAUGAUGACUCCAAUGAUGAUGAUGAUGAUGAUGAUGAUGAUGACUCCAAUGAUGAUGAUGAUGAUGAUGAUGACUCCUGGAUGAUGAUGAUGAUGAUGAUGAUGAUGAUGAUGAUGAUGAUGAUGAUGAUGAUGAUGAUCGAUAUGCAGUACUGUGAUUCUUCUAAAAUGUUCAUAGGAAAAUUGUAA